Thunnus maccoyii (southern bluefin tuna) is the source of this 2182-nucleotide messenger RNA. RefSeq names its product nuclear factor 7, ovary. The transcript has 5 exons. Lineage: Eukaryota; Metazoa; Chordata; Actinopteri; Scombriformes; Scombridae. Gene Ontology annotation, molecular function: protein binding. The record is from RefSeq and is a predicted model, not a curated record. The coding region runs from base 1109 to 2074 and encodes 321 amino acids.
UAAAGAAAUCGUGUGUUAUUUAGCAUUAAAAGUUACAAGAGAAGAUUUAUUUUCUGUUUCAUUUGUAUAAAAGCGAGUUGGGGAAAAAAAGAGCAAGUCUGAACUUAUCUACUAUACAUGCACACAAGGACAGCAAACACACUGUGGAUCCUGAGGUGUGUAUCCAGGUAACAAUAAGGUGUCUGAGUAUGUGUGGUGCAGGCUGAAGCUUGCAAGAACACACCCUCUCUGCGUUUCUAGCUUGUACAUUCUUUACAGAAACAAACAGCAGAGAGACGGAGAGAGCAGACCUCAGGUAAGCACUGCUGAGAAAACAUUAUUUAAGAAUGUUAAAAGAAGUCUAUAUUUGACUGCAUGAUGUAUAUACUGGUUUUACAGCAUGUAGAGGUCUUAAGGUUAUUCCACAGGAAGUGGGGAACUUGCUGAAAAAUAUAAAUCUGAAUGCACAAUAUUCAGACAGCUGUGAAGAUAACUAUCUUUGUGCUAGAUUUGAGAAAACGAGACCAUGACUUGUACAGACUCUUCGCAAACAGCUUGGCAUUGACUAUCAACGAACAGGUUUUCAGACUUUCAAAAAAACCUGAAAGACUGGUUUACUCUGCAAACAUAGCCAAUGUAAAAAUGCUUCAGUGCAAAAGGAGAAAAUAUGUCAGGUAGAGGUUUAACAUGUCUGUUGUUUUCCUCAGAAAUGGCAGAAAAAGAAGCAUUGUCUGUUGGCAAUGGCCAGUCAACACAGGCUCAGUCAGUACAGAGUGGUCUUCCGGCGCCCUCUGCAGGAGCUCACGGUGUAAUUCAGGAAGGACUGAGCUUCACUCCACUGGACUCCAACAGUGACAGGGUUGUUCAGCCUUUCCCACGUUCACCAAAACUACAGAAGAAGAUAGCCAAAGCUGUGCAGCCCUCCCAGGAGCAGCUAUCUAGACGUAUGGAGGAGCUGCAGGCAGAGAGAUGCAAGACUGAGGCCCACAUCCAGUCUCUGAAGAAACGCAAGGCAGAUCUGUCUGUAAGUAACAGUUACUAUACACAUCAGACCCCCAGCAUGGAGGACUGAAAGUACCUUGAUGCCCCUCAUGCUCUCCAUUUCCCCUUGAAGAGGAGCACAGAUGUGAUGAAGCAGCAGGUUCGAGAGCGCUUCGAAGCCAUGCGGGUCAUCCUGAAGCGGGACGAGCAGGCUGUCCUGGACUCUCUGGAGCUGGACCUAAGGCAGACCAGGACCAGACUGGACCAGGUUCUGAAGGGCUGGAAACAACACCAGGACCAAGUCUCCAAGAGCAUCAGCAGCACCCAGGCAGCGCUGAGCAAGAGCCCCGAGGCAGACAGAGAGGGCCAUUCUGAGAAUCUGAGUUCUAAGAAGCCAGAAGCCUCUGAGAAGGAAAUCCGACUGAAUGAAGAGAGAUUUGAAAGGCUCCUGAAAACAUUAUCCUCCAUCUCCAAAAGCCUGAAAGCCCAGCUGCAGAGGAAGACUCUACUGUUAGAUUGCUUGCCCAUGGUGAUUGACAGGCAGACGUGCCAUGGCCAGAUAGUGGUGACCUCAGAAGGCCAUGGCAUGACCUUCUCAGGCUCCGCCCGCUCAGUUCCGGAGCACCCCCUGCAGUUUGAUAAGGUGUGCUGCGCUCUGGGCUCGUCUCAUGUCACAGCCGGACAGAGCUAUUGGGAGGUGGAAGUGCGCUGCUGCUCCGCCUGGGCGGUGGGCGUAGCCUACGGCAGCCUGGAGAGAAAGGGACGGGACAAAGGCGCCAAACUGGGCCGAAACAGGAACUCGUGGUGCGUGGAGCUCAGGAACGGGCAACUGUCUGCUUGGCACAACGACCGGUCCGUGGCGUGUCAGGGUGUCGGGCAAACGCCGCUGGGAAGAGUGGGAGUGUGGGUGAAUUACGACAAGGGCCAGCUGAUGUUUUACGACGCAGAGAGCAUGUUCGUCCUGCAGAGGUUUUCUGCAGCCGUGACGUCAGUGUUCGACCGGGCUCAUCACCAGUUCACAGAGCCUCUGUACCCCGCCAUGCGGUUCCUGAGACCACCAGAGAGCCAGACCUGGCCAAACCACCUGCAGCUCUGUCACCUCAACACGCCAUGAUGCCAGAGUCAAACUUCAGACACAGUGAUGCAGAAUGUUUUGCUAAUGAUUAUAAGUGCAGUCUUUCCCAUCCAUGUAUAUAGCUAAUCAAUUAUAUCAAAUAAGACG